Anopheles aquasalis is the source of this 1341-nucleotide messenger RNA. Its product is annotated as basement membrane-specific heparan sulfate proteoglycan core protein. NCBI's taxonomy places the organism in Eukaryota, Metazoa, Arthropoda, Insecta, Diptera, Culicidae. The record is from RefSeq and is a predicted model, not a curated record.
GCCGUGGAGUGUGGUGAACGUAAUCAAAGCACUAUCGUCUCAUUCUCCCUGUAGGACUUUUAAAAUACGACGACAAAGGAUGUUGCGGUUAUUGGCCGUAGUGGCCGUCACGUUGCUGCUGUCAUUUGCUUCUCUAUCUUCGGUGGCUGGAUACGUAACUUAUUCCAAUCGAUCUCAAGUGGUGCCCAAAUUCGAGUUGACGGUAUCGGAAGGCAAACCAUUGAAACUGCGCGUUUCUAACUACGAAAAUCUGCAAACUUAUAUCCCGCGUUGGUAUCACGAUGGGAGGCUGAUCACUGCGGAUUAUAAGCGCUGUAUCGCGAACUAUGGCGAGCUACGGUGUCCAUCGGUGAGGCGUGAGGAUCAGGGAGUGUACGAGUUGUGGGGCGCGAGUCGAACCAACGUCGGGCUCCGUCAGCUGCUGUUCCACGCUACGGUCGUGGUGGAAACGGAGGAGAUAGUGCAGAUGGCCGCUAUCGAGGAGCUGCCUUUUGAGGAGCGUGAGGAUUGUUUCUGCUCCGGUGUGACCGGUCGAUGCCGAACCGCAAACUAUCUCUACCGUGCUCGGUUAGCGUACGACAUGUCGAAGGUGGAACUGGUCUACCACAACCUUCCGGAUGGUACGGAUGCAUCGAAAAAGGUCGUCGAUCCGUUCCUCUCCAUACCGGUGGACUUCAUCGAGAGCAACCUGCUGACAUCGUACGGCGGUUACUUUCAGUUCCCGGUAUCAAACGAAUGCUUGUCCGAUCGCACCAAACCGUGCAUGGUGCUGAUCGGUAAGGGUGACCUGACGGUGGGUUACUUCUUGCCGGAGGAGGUCAACACCACGUCGAUCUACGUCCCGAUAAAGGAAACCAGCUGGAAGGUGCUGCGCUCGCACCGAUUGCCGUAUGGAUCGCCAGUCGAUCGGUUCCGCUUCUUGUACCUCCUGAGUAAGGUGCGUGGAAUUUAUUUGGCGGGCCGCACUACACACCGUGGCGCACAGCUAGUGGUUGACGUUGCGUCAACGCAGGACACUGGUUUGGGGUGGGUUGGUACGGUGGAAGAGUGCGACUGUCACGAGGGUUACCGUGGAUUAUCGUGUGAGUCAUGCGACGAUGGUUACUACCGGUCGUACAAUACGAUCAGUAAGUAUGGCGUCUGUUUGCGCAUUGAAGAACUGUGGAACAUGCACAAACGACAGCAGAGAGUGCUGUAGGGCGUCAUUAGAUUUGUUUGUUGUUAGAAUUUGUUGGUGUAGCGGUAGCUUAAGAGUAAGAAUUGCGUUAAUAAAUGUUCCGGUGUAGCAAGAAGUAGAAUAAAUGCGGUUAGUGGUGCAUUGUACGUCUUCCACUAAGAGCA